AUGGAUUUUGCCACUUGUCAAAAGCUUCUUGCCAUUUAUCUCUUCCCUUCUAGAAGGCUUGCCACAUGUUCUUGGUUUCUUCUGCCGGGAGCGGUUCCAUUUCCAUCUGAUGUUCCUCGGUUGAAGCAGCUUGGAGUUGGUGGAGAACUAUCAUCUUUUGUUCGCUUUUUCCUUUAUAAUGGUAAGUGUCUAGACCAGUUUGUGCGCCGCCUGACUGUUCUAUUCGGAUACCCGAGAAUGCAUGUAAUGGCCAGAUUACUUAAGUGCAUUGCAAAGCGGGAAUUAAGGGGAAGGAGCACAACCGUUGUGGAAUAUAAACACAUGACUCCUGCUGCUGCACUGGUCUAUGUUCGCUCCAGAAGUCCUCUUGAGUGUUAUUGGCUCCUUCUCAGUGGAAGGUUUAAGCGAAUAUCUGAUAAAAGUACAAACAGGGUUGGCCAAAGCGAGCAUUACAGAAGCGACUCGACGCGAGUGGGUGGGCGCUUCAGAGAGUGUGAAGCAUAG
Molecule: messenger RNA, 504 nt
Organism: Nicotiana attenuata
Lineage: Eukaryota; Viridiplantae; Streptophyta; Magnoliopsida; Solanales; Solanaceae
Product: putative dual specificity protein phosphatase DSP8
Exons: 6
Coding region: 1-504 (167 amino acids)
Molecular function (GO): phosphatidylinositol-4,5-bisphosphate 5-phosphatase activity
Source: RefSeq, a predicted model, not a curated record